AUGCUCCAUCUGGACAAGUACUUCAAAGUCGUGCUUCAUUACACGUGUUGUUGUUCUUAUUUGGGAUUUUUCGUGAAAGCAUGUACAAAGUAUUUCUGGUGGACUAUCUGGAUAUACUUCAUAAAUAGGUUACACGACUCUCCAAGCAGAACUUUAAGAAGACUGACUGAAGCUCCCGCCGCGUCGCAGCCGUCGGUAAUUUGCAUCCACAAGUUUAUCAGAUAUGGUGUGGGUAUG
This is a messenger RNA of Iphiclides podalirius (scarce swallowtail), 237 nucleotides long. Lineage: Eukaryota; Metazoa; Arthropoda; Insecta; Lepidoptera; Papilionidae. The record is from the annotation of a GenBank genome assembly.